This is a messenger RNA of Sphaeramia orbicularis (orbiculate cardinalfish), 7499 nucleotides long. It is a transcript of the gene kntc1, whose product is annotated as kinetochore associated 1. The record is from RefSeq and is a predicted model, not a curated record. Gene Ontology annotation, cellular component: RZZ complex; cytoplasm; kinetochore microtubule. The transcript has 62 exons. Gene Ontology annotation, biological process: protein localization to kinetochore involved in kinetochore assembly; mitotic sister chromatid segregation; mitotic spindle assembly checkpoint signaling. The coding region runs from base 251 to 6904 and encodes 2217 amino acids. Gene Ontology annotation, molecular function: small GTPase binding. NCBI's taxonomy places the organism in Eukaryota, Metazoa, Chordata, Actinopteri, Kurtiformes, Apogonidae.
AAAAUAAAGCUUUACAUAUACGAUGGAUACGAAAAAAACGUGAUAACAGACUAAAGUUGAGUAAUUUUCUACCAAACAAUCUAAGCAGGAACUGACUUUUGUACCCGGGGGAAACAUUGCACCUAGAAGGCAAAUCUGAGGAUAUUUUUCCCCUUUUGACAAUACGGUAACCCGCCAAUUCUAAAGCUAAUGGCGUUGAGUUGUGAUGGUCGUCUUGUAGUUCAGUGGUUUUAGAAACUUGCGCCCCAAAAUGGCUGCGUGGAGUGAUGUUGAACUUUUGACCAACGAGGACACAAAUACUGUCCGCUUCGGUAGUGUGUCCGGGGAGGAGAAUGGCACUGGCUUGUACCAGGUUGACACACUGGUCAAAAUCUCUGCAGCCUGUGAGGUGCAGACAGAUCUCCAUCUGUCCUCCUCCAGUGGCUCAAAUUGGAGCAUUGUUGUUGCUGACAAGACUGUUAUACUGUUUGACCAGAGUUAUCAGACUAUCCUGUUACUCCUUCACUUUGACACUGAUGUGGAUGCAGUUGAUGUGUGCUUGAAUGGACAGUUUUUGGUGGUCUGUGAAAGAAAUGGAAACCUUCAUUUGAUCUAUGUCCCACACAAGAGAAUCCUUCUCACCAAGGCUUUGGUUGAGAAACCAACUAGUGGAAAUAAGAAAACAUAUCAUUAUCUCAUCAUAGAAGAUGAUAAGGCGUCUUCAGGGAUGUACCAUGCAUUUCUACUCAUAAAGGAUGGGUUUUUCCAUAUUACAAACCUUGCUUUGGCAAAGAUCGAAACAGCCAUUGAAAAAAUGGAUUUGGGAGCUUUAAAAGAGCUCCAGUCUCUCAUCAAGAUAGACUUUUGCUCUACUACAGAAUAUCAUGAUGAAGGAUGCAGCACAGCAGUGACAUUCAGUCUGGGCAAUGAAGUCCACUUAAUGAUCGGCGGGGACAAAGAGAAUGUUUUGAUGGACUGGACUAUGAACCCACAGCAGGGCAAGAUGUGUCUUGCUCACUCUGUCGACAACAGCUUAAUCCCUGGUGUGAGAAAGAUGGUGAUACUUGAAAAUCUUGUAUACAUCCUUGACACUGAGGAUUUGUUGAGUCUCUGGGACCUGCAUCUCUUUGUGAUGAUUCACUGUUGGCCACAUUUUGCCAUUCAUGAUUUUGAACUCACCACAGAAUGUGGCUCUACCUCCAUGGUGCCCCAAGACAGCAGCAACAUUAAGAUGAUUACCCUGAUAAAGCAGGACAACAGCCAGAUAAAUUCUCUGCAAAUACGAUUUCUGCCCUCAAUGACUGUUUGCUAUUCUGUGGAUGUCUCUUCAGUCUCUUGCCUCGUUCAGACAAAAAUAAACAUGGAUACAUUUUAUUUAGUCGAGGGGAUUUGUGAGAACCCAGAAAGCAGAGGAAAGCCAGUAUCUUCUGUUGUUGUGAGAUGCUUCACAGAGGCUUUACCUGAGAAUAGGCUUAGCAGACUUCUUCAUAAGCACAUGUUUGAAGAGGCUGAAAAGUUUGCCAUCACAUUUGAGCUGGAUUUAGAACUUGUUUACAAGGUGAAGCUUGACUUUGUGCUAGAGCAGCUGGCCUCUGCAUCAGUGAGUGGGUAUGGACAAGAGGUAUGGUCUGAACUUGUGGAAGAGGCUAAAACCAACCUGACAAAGAUCACUGAUGAGCAGUAUGUUGUGGAGUACUGCCUGAAGGCGCCGUGGCCAACCUUUGAGACUGCAGAGAAGAUGCUUAACCAUGCUGCCACACGAUACUCAUCCUUACAAAUCCAAGAGGCCUUAGCCAGACUGGCCACAUUUUGCAGCCUGCACGGCUCAGAAAAUUUCAAUGGUAUUGCCUGGAUUGAGUUUCUUAACAGUACUGAUGAUUUGGGAGACAUUUUGACCCACCUUGGAGAAGGAGAUUUGAAGAGUGCACAACUUCUUUGGCUCAGACAUGAGGGGCAGAUAGCAGGAGAGUUUGAUGAAAGCAGGCUUGAAGAUGUGCUCAGUGUCAUCCCACAGGACCUGCCAUCCCAAGAACUCUGUCCUUGGUUUAAGACAGUUUUUGUCCCUUUUGUGAGGAGAGUGUUCCCAAGAGGACAGAAAAACCUGGCAAGAUGGCUAGAGCAGAGGGCGAGGAAUCUGGAGUUAACUGAGAAGGGCUCCUGGCCUCAGAAUGGGUUGAACUUGGCAGUACUUGGACUGCCAUCCUUUCAGACAUGGAUGAAAUCCGAUGAUAAUUAUGGUGCAGAGGAAGUGGAAAACCUCAAGUCUCUGGUGUCCAACCUCAGUCAACUGCUGGACCUCCACCAGAAAUACAACUGUAGACUCUCACUGUCAGUCUUUGAAAAGGGGAGUGUGCGGAGUGUGGCAUUCUUCAUGCUGGACAAAGUGCCAGCCCCUGAGCUGAUUUCUGCCGCAGUGGAGAAGAGCAUCUUGCCGUAUGCCGAGGAGCACAACGUUCCUUUUGAUGAGCUGCUUCUACAGUACAUCAAGGACCUGCUUGAGCGCUGCAGCUCUCAGACUACAACGCUGUUCACAGAAUGGGAAGCCAAAGCGGUGGCUGUAUUAAACUGCAUGAGCGAUACUGAUCUGAUGGUGGAUGCGGUGCUUGAGAUCAUGCAGAAGGCUGUUGUGCCAUGGAGUAACGUGGUGGAGAAGCUUGUUCAGCAGUACCUAGAGAUGGAUGGACCAAAACAAGAGCUUUUAAAGGAAAGCUACCGUCUGAUGGAGAUCAGGAAACUUCUGAGGGGAUACGGGAUCCGCAACUUGAAUCUCUCUAGCAGCACUCAAAUCAUGAUGCUGAUUCGAUACAUUCUGAAGCAAAACUUGCCGAUGUCUUUAGAGGACUCCCUUACAUUAGCUGAGGCCUAUAAACUUCCAACCUCACAGAUAAAUUACUUGUAUCUCAUUCAACUGAUAAGUCAAAGCAAGACUGAGGAGUGCAUGACUAUCCUGAAGAAACUAUCCAUUGCAGAAGCCGAGUGUGUGAUUGAACGCCUCACAUCCUGGGCUCGGCUGCAGCUGGAGGACAAAGACCACAUAUCUGAGGAGCACAAAAAACACCAGAUGGUUAUCGCCCAAGUGAUGGUGGAGGCACUGAAAUACCUGCAAAUAAUCCAAAAAAAUGAUGCACUGAAAAGCCUACAGCUUGAGAACAACCUCAUUAUGUUUAAGGCAAUCGCCCACUUACAGGAGGACUUCGAUGUUUUCUUCACUCCAUCCAACUAUGAGGAUCCAAAUAUCCGUAAACAGAUCCAGGAACAUCACAUCACUGCCUACGAAAACACACGCAGUCGCCGUUCAUCUAAGGGCAAAUCUGCAGCAGUACCAGUUGUGGCUAAUGAUCCUGAUGGGAAAACCAAAACUAUUUCCACAGAGGCGGGCUUACGCCGCCUGGGAAGGCAGCUUCAGCGCACAGAACAGGAGCUCUGGUCUGACCUGGCCCUGCGAGCUCUGGGAGUGGGCAAAGUGGACAAGGCCCUCAAGAUCCUCAGUGAGUUGUAUGAGCAUCACUACAACACCAGCACUGGAAAGGUUUUGUUUACUGCUGCCAAGACAUUAUGCCAGAUGCUUGAGGCCGACGUGCCCAUGGUGCUUCCUGAAGGAAUGGACUUACCUGCAGUCAUUCAUGGUUUGGCCUGUCAGGCUAUAACUGUGUGUCACUCAGACUUGCUCCUGGACUGUUUAGAACUUUGCAAAUGCACACGGAUUGCUAUGGACGUCUAUCAUCAGUGUCAGUUGUCGGAUGACUAUGGUUUUAUAGCCAAGGAUUUGACCCCAGAGGAAGAUCCCUAUUCUAAGUGGAGUUUUCAGGAUGUCUUUAAUGAGGAUUGCAUUGUUCUGGACCCGGUGUCUGUACUCCCAGUCCAAUAUGAAAUUACCAACUGCUUGCUGCCAGUUUCAGGGGAUACCAAACUCUACCCGCUGGACUGCUCCUGUUUGUCACACUGUUCUUUUGAAGAUGCAGGUUCCAACUACCUGCAGCCCCUCCUGAAUCCCCUGACCAACAUGUUACAGAUGCUACAGGAGUGCAGUCAGCUGGAGCUGGCUCUCAGAGUGCUUGUCAAUUCCUAUGGCAGCUGCCUGCAACACUUCACAUCCAACGUUAUGGAUAUAAAGCUUUGUGUAAAGCUUUAUGAUACACAAGAACUUAAGAAGUACAACAUUUGCUUGAAUGGUCUCCGAAAGACCACAAUGUCAUCAGUGAACGCUGUUGCUGUGGCUCUGUUGAACAAGGUGUUCAACUGGAAGGUGGUCGAUUGUGAUUUGGCCAUCGGCCUCUGCACGCUCCUCUCCAAAGCAGAGGUCUUUAAGAUUCUGUGGAAGGUUAUUGACAACACCUGGCAAAACUAUGACAAAAUUUUGGCAGUGGCUAAGAUUGGGGCCGAUCUCUGCUGCUUAUACAAUGAGUGUGAGGAACAAAAGAAGUUCCUCUCUGUCAUAACUGAUGCUGAGUGGGGCAUCAAACUCAGCAAACUAGAGAUAUCGAUGCAGCCAGUGUUCCGUCAGGAACAGGGGAUGAAGAAGAGUUUGAUCCCCAUUCUGGUGAAGAACAAGAGGAUAACUGCAGAUCUCAUCCUCCAGUACUGCAGCACCUAUGGUCUUGACCAUGACAGUGUGAUCAACCAGUACAUCACCACUUUACUGCUUCUCCAAGAAGAUGAGGAUGGUGAAUAUGAAGCAGUGUACCUGGGCACUGAACAAGAAGAGACGCAGCCUCUGAGUCAUGCAGAUGCACUGGAGCGCGUCCUUCAGAUCAUCCCGAUGUUAAACAGCACCAGCGAGCUCACCAACAGUCUCUGUGCUGCCAUAUUCAAGCUAAGCCCCUACAACUAUGAGAGGAUUGAAGUUGUGCUGAAGAUCAUGCAGGCUGCUGAUGAGAAUGUGACAGCCUUUUCUAUUAGUCAGGCAAUGGGCCUCCUUCAGCACUUGAAGUCCUACAAGCGAGUCUCUGCUCCCUCUGAUGUAGAGAACACAUAUCUACUGGAAAACAACCUGCUGCCAAACCAGCUCUCCAACAGCAGACUGCCCUUCCAUCUGCUAAUGCAGACCAAACAUUACUGGAGGAUUAUCUCUCCUGAGCUCAGUGAGGAGACAUUCCCUACUCUUCUUCUGAUCAGUAAACUGAUGAAGGUUUGUCUUGACAAGUUAUACAUGUCAGCUGCAAACCAUGUGUUUGAGAAGAAGAUGAAGCCACUAAUCUUGGAGCAGAGGAAAAAGGGCCAGGGCCAUGUCUACAAUAAUGAGACUUUCAAAGUAGCCAAGACUAUGAUGAAGUAUAUCCACUGCAUCCAGAGCCCAGAGUGGGCUGCUGCCACGGCCCACAGGAUCACCCAGGAGCUGCCACCAGGUUAUGAGAAAACCCAGUCCCUUAGGUUCUGUUUGGCUCUUGGAGAUGCAUGGCUGAAGGAUCCAAACCUUGAGGAGGCAGCACGAGCCAGGGGGGAAACAUUUUUAUCAAAGCUGAAACUACAGUUCCAACGCUCAGCAACUGAGAAUAUCUUAUUAGCAAAUCAGCUGAACAGCCAAGUCCAUCUGAAACUGACCGGGCUGCCGGCCAAGCUCAUAGUGGCCUUGUAUGAGCACAGUAGUGUGGAACAGCGGUUCAGAGAGUCAGGAGGUCAAACGUAUCCUGACAUCCACGCUGUUGUUAAAGAAAUAGCCGCCAUCAGCAAUGUGGACCUCCUGAAAAUCCGUAACAUGCUACUGGAAAAAUGGAUCUGCAAAACAGGGCCUGCCGUAGCAAAGGAAAUUGGUCAUCCUGAAAGUGUCAGUAACCCUGAGGAUGACCCAGACUUAAUGAGAGUUGUGUACAUGCUGCAGUCGUGUCCCAUGGAAGAUGCCGUCUCGAUCCUAAACCCCAUCCUAUCUGCUGAAACCUGGCCCCUCAGCAGUUCUGGACCUCGUCUCACCUUCUGCCACCGGACCAGGGCCCUGCUCUGUCUUGUCCACCUCACUGAUGCAGCUACUCUGGAGGUGCACACACAGAUCCCCAAGACCAAAAUUCAAUAUUACCUGAAGUGCUACAUCUUUGUCUCUCAGAUGGAGGCUUUAAACAUCCCAUACACAGUACAGUCCUUCCUCAGUUCUCCAAAAGAGGGUUUAGUUAAAGGGCUGUGGAAGAACCACAGUCAUGAGCCACAGGCUGUGCGGCUCAUUGCAGAUCUGUGUCUGGAGUACCAGGUGUAUGACCCUCAGCUGUGGAACAGUCUGCUUCAGAAGCUGCUGGGAUUCAACUUGAUCAGCCACCUCCAGAAGGUACUCGAUGCUUUGGUAGCAGUGCCUGCUUUGUGGGAGAUUUCUAGUUUCUCCAGAACAUGGAGGAGUACAAUACUGGCACCUUUUGUCUCAGCUUCUCUUCCACUGACUCCUGAUCAACAGGCUACACUCUACAGGACAUUUGUUCUCCUCCUUAAGUGCCCUUUUGUUCUGAAUCUUGACCUAAUUGGAAUUGCCAAUCGCUUUGCACAAUUCAAUCUGCCGGCCUUCGCCCUGGGAACCCUCCUUCUCAUCCCCUGUGCCAAUAAAAAGACUCAGCAAAUACAGGGCUUUCUGUCCAUCUGUAAUCCAGUCACUGCCCUCGAGCAGGUGGAAGAAUUUAUGAACACUGGAGAACUGGCUGGAAUCCCCUCACAGAUCAGAGAUACCGUAUUAACAUUCAUCAUCCAACAUGGGCAGCACCAGAAACUGCUGAAGACAAAACACUUCAAGCAUCUGAAGCAGCUCAUAGUGUCGAGGGGGCAGCACAGCCUCGCCAAGGACCUGGUGGACUACCUUGUUAGCCAAAACUGUCAGGACGAUGCAGAUUCACUUGCCCGUGAGUACAUGAAACACAGAGAGCAUCAACGAGGGAAAACGAUGACAAAUGGCUCAACUUCAGCGAGCUGCCUCAAGGAGUUUCUCAAGAUGGAGAAUGGGGCAAUGGGAUGAGCCAACACUAUUUCUGCAAAUUUGUAUAAACCUGGUCUGUCUCUUUUCGGGUAUUUGCACUUAGCAUACUGUAUAGCUUUAUAUUCUUUAUGUACUAUUUAAAUAAAUGCUUUUCAGUGUGAAAAUGUUUUUCAAAAAUUUUUGCAAGAAACAUCGAUGUUUAAUUUCCAGGUUUAUUCGUACUUACAGCAUAAUUUAAUAUAACAUGACUUACAUGCAGUAGAGGAAUGUGUUUUAUUGAUAUGAGACGAACAAAUGACAAUAUUCAUAUGUAACACUAACAUUUAUUGUCAAAUAGAAAUAUGCAUGGAGAUUUCUUCCAGUUACUUCAGCAAGUCAGAUAUCCUUUUGCUGCGUUCAUUGUUUUGUAAGCUCGAUUUUUGUGCAUCAAACAGUCAUUUUUGAUGUAUGUUUACUGUUCUUUUUGUUGUUAGUCUUCGAAAAACAGAUGGAGAUUGGCCAGCUAUUUGAGAUGGUUUCAAUGUCAUGUAAGAAGUUGAAAAAGAAGAAAAUGAAAGACUCUUGUUCGCAUUCACUGGUGUUGAAGUAUGGAAAUCUACUGUGUAACCAGUACCCAAAUGUUAACAUAAAUAAA